This is a messenger RNA of Ilex paraguariensis (yerba mate), 453 nucleotides long. The record is from the annotation of a GenBank genome assembly. Lineage: Eukaryota; Viridiplantae; Streptophyta; Magnoliopsida; Aquifoliales; Aquifoliaceae.
AUGUGGAUAAAAUCAAUUGCUAUGGAGGAGUGGGUGAGGAAUAAUAUUCGAUUAUCUGUGAUCAAGGAUAAAUCAAUGCUCCCGAAUUCUCUACAACAAGUGAUUUCUGAAGCAAAGGAGGCUUUAAAGGCAAACUCAAGACUCCAUUUUAUAAUAGCACUAAGUUAUGGUGGAAGAUAUGACAUAGUACAAGCUUGCAAAAGCGUUACUAGCAAAGUGAAGGAUGGUCUCAUUCAAUUGGAAGACAUCAACCAGAGCAUAUUAGAAGAACUAGAAACCAAGUGUGCCAAAUUCCCCAACCCUGAUUUACUUAUACAAACAAGUGGUGAACUUAGACUCAGCAACUUCAUGUUGUGGCAAGUGCACUAUACUGAAUUUUACUUUGUUGACAAAUGUUUCCCGGAUUUUGAGGAAGCAGACUUUAUAGAGGUCUUGAACUCAUAUCAGAAAUGA